CUUGUGUACAGGGGAAGCUUUAAUAUGACGCACACGCGAGGAAAGGGAGGUAACAGUUGAAGGGUACUGGAUGUUCGAGGUUUGUUAUGGCAUCCAGUGUAAACAUUAAAAAUGGACUUUUUAACACCAAAAAAUCCCUUCGGUUAAAGAUUCCCAGUUUCAUACGUAUACAGAGGCCAACAGAGAUCAAAUGCCUUAGAGCGUUAACAAAUUCGACAAGUCAACACAAUGAAAAAUACUGCUUUGAUAUUGUAAGGAAUAGGGACUAUGAUGGAUUUCUGUGCUCACUGCUUCUACCUGAUGCUGCUCGCCGCUCUUCAUUGGCACUGAGGGCCUUUAAUGUAGAACUUGCACAGAUAAAGGACUCAGUUUCCCAGAAAACCAUUGGUUUAAUACGGAUGCAGUUCUGGAAGAGCGCUGUGGAGGAUAUUUACAGAGAUGACCCUCCAGCCCAGCCCAUAAGUGCAGAACUAUGGAGGGCAGUUAGGAAACACACAUUAACAAAGAGGUGGAUGUUAAGAAUUAUAAAUGAAAGAGAGAAAGACAUUGAGGACAGAGCGUACAGGAACCUUCAAGAGUUAGAGGCAUAUGGGGAGAACACACAGUCCUCUCUUCUCUACCUGCUGCUGGAGACUCUUGGUGUAAGAAACGUCCAUGCAGACCACGCCGCCAGUCACAUUGGCAAAGCCCAGGGCAUCCUGACCUGCCUCAGGGCCACUCCCUACAACAGCAGUAGGCGCAAGGUCUAUCUACCUAUGGACAUCUGCAUGCUGCAUGGCGCCUCUCAAGAGGACUUUAUCCGAGACAGCAGAGAGCAGAACGUCAGGGAUGUUGUGUAUGACAUUGCCAGCCAAGCUCAUGUUCAUCUCCAACACGCUAGAUCCUUCAGCAUGGACGCUCCACGUGCAGCCAUGCCUGCCUUCCUGCAAACAGUUGUUCUUGAGGACUAUCUGCACCGAGUGAGAAAAGCAGAUUUUGAUGUGUUCCACCCCAGCCUACAGAAGAGAAAUCCAAUGCUUCCAUUUCAUCUGUAUUUACGCUCAUGGAAGAAGACCUACUGAUGUGUUUCAUAUGCAGACUAACUGUCUCUCCAAACUUGAGAUAUAAACAUUGCCUGACUUGAUUAAAUCAUCAGUAGUGCUAAAAAAUGUUUCUCUUUUAAUGCCGUUACUCUAGACGAAGGAAAAUUUCAUAAAAAAUAAAUUAAGUUCGCAGAGAAUCACAGAACUAAAUAUUAAAUACAUGAAAUGUAACGUGUGUGAAACCUUCAAAGUUAAUCAAAAAUAAUAACCCUCAAUUUUACAGUGAAACUCAUUUUGAGAAAAAAAGAACAAUUAGUUUGUUCAAGCUGUUCAUACAGCGGCGGAAAAUAUUAAGAGACAAUUUCAGAGACAGUUUUUCUGCUUUUAAAAUGUACUAUUUAUAGGUAUGUGUUUCGGUGAAAUGAUCAUUUUUGUUUCAUUCUGUGAACUACAAACAAUAUUUAUACCAAUUUUCAAAUAAAAAUAUUGUUUAUACUUGCAUAAAAUGAAAACUGAAGAAACAGGUAACAAAUAACAGAAAAUAGACUCUAUAUUUUUUCAGACCUUAAAUACUGCAAAGAAAACAAGUUCAUAUUCACUUCUAAGCAAUACAGCAGUGAUAACGGUGUAUUUAGGUCAAGUUUUUAGGUUAAAAAAAAUGUAUGUGAUAACCUCGAUUUUAAUCACAGUUUUAUCUGGCUUGUCAUGCUGUCAGUGUUUCACAUUGCUGUUGGAUGACUGUCACUCCUGAGGUUUGAUCUUGUUGAAAUUGACACUGGACUGGAAUGGCCACAAUACAUCUAGAAAUGCUGAUUUGAAAUGAAAAUUUGGAAUGGUCUCUUAAUUUUUUCCGCGGCUGUAUGUGCAUAGUGUUGGUGGCAUGAAAUGAACAACAAACAAAAAAAUUCACAACUCUGAAUGUGGAAUGUGUUUUAAUGUAUUCAGUUAUGUAAGGCAUUUGCCUAUUGGCAACAGUUUUACAUAUUUUAGUUGAGAAAAGACUUUCAUGCACCUCCUGAUGAGCAGGGUCAACAAUUCUAUUUCAGAGUGCUAUUCCUAUUUUAGGGGGGCAAUCAUUAGUUUGUUUACUCAUAAAAAUUCCGGCCGCCUACUGGCAAAAACCCUUAUCUGAGCAACAAGAAAGCAGGUGCUGGCUGCUAUAGUGAGCAUUUAAAUGUAAAUGCAAAAGACAUCUUGUGGUUCAGGAAGGCGUGUGCUGAACUUGCCGGUUGCCACACACCUUCAUUUAAUCCUUUUUAAAGUUUUUGUAACAAGAAUUAGCAUAAGACCAUCAUAUGAUCUUACUUUGUAAUUUCUCAUUAAAAUGUAUUUGAGAGUUAGUCUAAAGUCUAAUUAUAACUCUCAUAUUAGGGUUUUUAUUAAAGAAUUGACAGUGAAGCUGGGUUUCAGCCUUUCAAAUGUCAAUGUAAUUACAAUGGAUGGACUAUAUGCACACGUUACUUCCGCGUUUCACGGGAAGAACCCUAUGCAGUUUCCGGUUGGGGAGAAUUAAAGCAGAGAGAAAUGGGAAAUGAGAAAAUAGUUACAUUUAGCAGAUGCUGUAUAGAAGUGCUGUUCAACUGUAUUUGAAAUGAUACUUUCAUAGUUUACAUUUCGUUAGCUUCAAAUACGGUAGAGCGCCACUUCUAUAUACCACCGCAAUGCUAAAUUUAACUAUUUUCUCAAUUUCUAAUUUCUUUGCUUUAACAGUACGUUUACACGAUAAAAAACGGAAAUGUUUUUCCGUUUUUGAAAAGUUUAACGUACACACGACAGUGUUAUCAAAACGAUCUGCAUUCACAUGGAUCCGGGAAAACGAUAAAAAUAUGUAUUAUGCAUGCCAGGCCAGUGGAUGGGGCUGUUGCGCUAUAAAGAAACCCUGAUUGCGCACAUCUGCAUACACUGUUUUAGUCUAAGAGCGUUUUAAAAACACUUUGUCGGCAUGUAUGUGUGUUUACAGUAGUGUGCAUAUACAUACUAUGUCUCCGCUGGUCGUAGUGGUGCAGUAAAUCUACUUUUUGCUGCAGAAAUGAUGAUAAGUAUGUCACGCAGCACAAACAUGCAGCAUUGGAGGCCCGACAUUAUUGUUUGGGGAAUACUCGCACAUGUCUACAGACUGAACGCGCAACACGCAUGCGUAUGACGUAAUCAUUUUUGGAAAACGCCGCCUUCAGAGUUUACACGGGGAACGAUAAUACUGUAGUUUUUCAAAAACUUGCACUUUGAGACCCGUUUUCAAAAGUUUGCAUUUUCAGUCCUCCAAAAUGCCGUUUUUAUGUAAAUGAACAGCCAAAACACAUAAAUAGUUUUGCGUUUUUAGUUGAAAACGGUCUCAUGUAAACGGCCUCUGUCUCACCUACCGGAAACGCGGAAGUCACGCGUGCAUAGAGCCCAUUGGUUUUUACUUUGUGGUAUUUCUGAAUGGAUUAGUGCUAUAGCAAUUGUGAGAAUAAGAAAAAUUGGGUGACUAGAAAGGCUGUGCAAUUACACAAAGUAUAGAAAAUGCUUUUUUUCCUAACAAUGCCAUCCUGCAAGUAGAGAAUAUUCAGGUUCAAAAAGUCUUUUAAAUGGGUUACCAAUAAAUUCAAUAUCUUGUGGUAGGCCAUUAUUUCUCAAAUAACAAUUCUAAUAAGCACAUUUAAGGCUUAAAUUUGUUCUCAAAUCUCAGUCAGCAGAGGGUCAGUGAUUAAAGUCUGGCCUAGAGGAAUGGAGACACAUUACAAGUAAUUACCAUCUGGAAAACCUGAAACAGGUCAGGGUCUGACUAAAUCGUUCUUUAAUUUUUCAAAAGUGAGCAGAGAUGACCUGAAUGGAGACCUUGGGCUGAUGUUCUACUUUGCAUGAUUGCUCGUUACUCGGUGGUUUCUAUCUAUUUGUUCUAUAGGCUACUUGUUCUUCAAGUAUAUUUUUUAUUGUGACAUGUAAAUAUUACUGUGUCAAUAUGAUAAGGCCCAAGAGAUGCUCUUUUAAUAUUUUUUGUCUGAGAUAUUGUUGAUGUAGAGGUUUAAACCUUUCAUGUUUUAGCGUUUUCUGGCCGGUGGAGAUUGGUGACAUUUAAAAACACAUUUCUGGACCUCUUUAAUGGAACUGACAGUGUCUGUAUUCAAGGUCCAACAUGGUCAUCUUCACAGAUAAUUAUAAAACGUCUCAGUUGCCAGGAUGGAUUAAAGUUUGCAGAAGAAGGGGUGAAAUAGUUCAAUAUUUCUCUUUUAUUUAAGCGUAUAGUUAUCUGGCUACCGUCAUUCAUUAACACUGUAGUCUUUCUAUCAAAAAAGGAUUUACACUGUAAAUGCCAAACGUUUCAAAAGAGGAAUAACACUUCUCUUCAGACAUUAAAUUACUUCAUUAAGUUCCAGCAGCUGGUGAAGUUAGAAGCUUAUUUGAUUGUGUGAACAUUCUUCUUUUUGCUCAAUGCGCCACAAAUGCAAAGCGUGAAAAAGAGCAAAAAUUAUAAUUAGCGUGUGAGGUCGUAAGUUCUCCUCUGCAAUCUGAAUGCUACAGAAUCAGCAUAUUUGAACAAAGGAUCUGUGCACCACUUGUUCUAUAGCGCUACAUUUUCUUGCUAUUGCACUAUACAUGGAUCUAUGUGUCUGCUUUGCCUGCAUAUAUACUUCUCAUGUUCUUACACCUUGUCAUAAGUAUUUCAACACCCAGAAGCAUUGUAAACAGUGUGAAUGACAAAUAAACUGCUUUACUUUUCUUUGACAUUUGUCAAUAGAACAGAUAAUAAGAUUUUCUCAAAAGCCUCAGCGCUUUCCUCAAACAUUCUUGCAUUUUAUUUAAUUUGUUUGCUGUAGUCAUAGAGCUGAUCUUAUAACUGAUCAGCCCAAUGAAAUUGAAUAUACUGUACAUUGAAGCUCAAAUGGAAUUGCAAUUAAGACUCUGAAAAAUAAAAGAUGCAUUUUAUUUCCAUUCAUUUUCACUCAAAUAAAACCUUAAAUUUGUUACAGAAUUCCUCCAUGAAUUUCCGAGCCUGUACAAAUUUUGUUCUCCCAGCCACUGUAUUCUAUUAGAUUGCUGGCAUAUGAAGCUAUUAAAUGCAUUUUAUCCCUUACAUCUCUGCCAUGUGUAAUGAGGGGUAUUGUGUCUCUGAUCUACUGUUCUGACAUUUAACUGUCAUUGCUCAUUUCCGCAUGGAUUCCAUCAAAGCAAUUUUCUUCAAGCAGUGAAAGAGUAGACAUGUAAAAGAGUUUAUUGAUUGUACAAGUUUUGAAAUAUGAAAAAAAUUACAAACGUGCUGAAGUUCUUCUGGAUUUGGUCAUUGCACCACUUAUUGUGUAACUAUAUUUUUUAUUUUCAAAUAAAUUUCGUUUCAUUUUCUUUUAAAGGGGUCAUGUUUGUAUCUCCUCUUGGCCCCGCCUCUCUAAAACGCGCAGAUUUUUUACAAAGCUCAUCGCUCUGAAAAGCGAGGUGUGCUAUGAUUGGCCAGUUAACCAGUGUGUAGUGAUUGGUCAAAUACUGCAAGCGUGUGACGGAAAUGUAACGUUCUUACCAUAUUUGGAACAUCAGGUACCAAAGCAAUUGUACUGACAGGUACGCGCACCUUACUUGCGUAUACAUUUUGGUGGUCUUGGUCAAAUCAUACCAUGAACCAGUAGCGUAGCCAGAAAAGAGACUCUGGGUGUGCAUUUGAAAAACUGGGUGUGCCACAUUUAUUAACAGAUUAAAGUGCAAAAAACCCAACUCUGCAUAUAACGUUACAGAAUACACUGGGCUGAUGUGUAAAACUAAACUCGCCACAUAUCCAUAAAUAUUGUAAGUAAACAACAAUAGCACGAGUAUAAUUGUUUUUAUUAAAACCCUUUCACACGUAAGUUUAAAAUUUUCAGAAUAACUCCCUGGCGUGAGUUUUUUUCAAGGCAACCGUUAGAACUUAUCACUUUAAUAUUUCCAUGGCGACGCGGGACUGCUUAUCAUGUGACAGACACACCGCAGAACGACAGCAGCUGUAUGACUGAUGUAUUGAUUUUACGUAAUUUUUCUUUUUUAUUCAAAAUAUUCACAAACUUGUUAACUAUGAUAUGAAAUAUCUGAUAUUCCGAUUGUCAAAUAUAUGUAUAUGAAUGUGUUUUGUUGUUUAAACACUUUUAUAAUGAUCGCGUUAGUUGAGCUAACAGUCAUGUUUGUUUGUGCCGCAUUUACAGCACGUGAAUUUAAAUGUAUGAAGCCUAAAAUAAACAUUAUGUGAU
Triplophysa rosa is the source of this 6211-nucleotide messenger RNA. RefSeq names its product NADH:ubiquinone oxidoreductase complex assembly factor 6 (gene ndufaf6). The transcript is spliced from 9 exons. Gene Ontology annotation, biological process: mitochondrial respiratory chain complex I assembly; biosynthetic process. Lineage: Eukaryota; Metazoa; Chordata; Actinopteri; Cypriniformes; Nemacheilidae. The record is from RefSeq and is a predicted model, not a curated record. The coding region runs from base 87 to 1061 and encodes 324 amino acids. Gene Ontology annotation, cellular component: mitochondrion.